AUGUUUAACUUUCCGCCCAAAGCAAAUGAAGAAUGGCUUGUCGACCCAGAAAUCGCCCCAUACACAGAGGACCUUAAUAAGCUGGUUCCUCUGGACGAGCUACAUGAUGUCUGCACGACUUGGCAGAGCUACUGGCGUUCGUAUGCCGAGCGGGUGACUGUGCCUUUUUUAUACGCGGUAGUUGACCAGGACGGCUUUUGGGACUCCUCGGAAGAAGGCACCAUGCAAUCCACCCAAGUAUUCCAGACAGAGAGUCCCAAGGUUGAGAAUGUGGGCAUGCCUAUGGCGCCUCAUUGUAUGGAGAUGAGCUUGCAGGGAACGGCAUGGCUGUUACGCUGUUUGGGGUUUGCGAUUGAAUGUACUAUGGGUCAAGAUAUCUAUGGGAGUAUAUCAUCUAUUUUAAUAGCAGCAUUAUGCCGGCGCAGCAAAGAUGGCAACCCGCUCUGGGGCUACUAG
Messenger RNA from Aspergillus nomiae NRRL 13137, 456 nucleotides. RefSeq lists its product as uncharacterized. The transcript has 2 exons. Lineage: Eukaryota; Fungi; Ascomycota; Eurotiomycetes; Eurotiales; Aspergillaceae. The coding region runs from base 1 to 456 and encodes 151 amino acids. The record is from RefSeq and is a predicted model, not a curated record.